Messenger RNA from Mesoplodon densirostris (Blainville's beaked whale), 1559 nucleotides. It is a transcript of the gene SGCE, whose product is annotated as sarcoglycan epsilon. Lineage: Eukaryota; Metazoa; Chordata; Mammalia; Artiodactyla; Ziphiidae. Bases 62 to 1375 code for a protein of 437 amino acids. The transcript is spliced from 11 exons. Gene Ontology annotation, cellular component: membrane; sarcoglycan complex. The record is from RefSeq and is a predicted model, not a curated record.
GAGGAAAGAAGAAAGGGAGGGGAGUGGAGAAUCGAGGACGGCUGGCCUAGGCAGGCCAAGAAUGCAAUUGCCCUGGUGGUGGGAGCUGGGAGACCCUUGUGCUUGGACGGGACAGUGUCGGGGGACACGCAGGAUGAGCCCCGCGACCACUGGCACCUUCUUGCUGACAGUGUACACUAUUUUCUCCAAGGUGCACUCUGAUCGGAAUGUCUACCCAUCUGCAGGUGUCCUCUUUGUUCAUGUUUUGGAAAGAGAGUAUUUUAAGGGGGAAUUUCCACCUUACCCAAAACCUGGCGAGAUUAGUAAUGAUCCCAUAACAUUUAACACAAAUUUAAUGGGUUACCCAGACCGGCCUGGAUGGCUUCGAUAUAUCCAAAGGACACCAUAUAGUGAUGGAGUCCUAUAUGGGUCUCCAACGGCUGAAAAUGUGGGGAAACCAACAAUCAUUGAGAUAACUGCCUACAAUAGGCGUACCUUUGAGACUGCAAGGCAUAAUUUGAUAAUUAAUAUAAUGUCAGCAGAAGACUUCCCGUUACCAUAUCAAGCAGAAUUCUUCAUUAAAAAUAUGAACGUAGAAGAAAUGUUGGCCAGCGAGGUUCUCGGAGACUUUCUUGGGGCCGUGAAAAAUGUGUGGCAGCCAGAGCGUCUGAACGCCAUAAACAUCACAUCAGCUCUAGACAGGGGCGGCAGGGUUCCGCUUCCCAUCAAUGACAUGAAGGAGGGCGUUUAUGUCAUGGUUGGUGCUGACGUCCCAUUUUCUUCUUGUUUACGAGAAGUUGAAAAUCCGCAGAAUCAAUUGAGAUGCAGUCAAGAAAUGGAGCCUGUAAUAACAUGUGAUAAAAAAUUUCGUACUCAAUUUUACAUCGACUGGUGCAAAAUUUCGUUGGUUGAUAAAACAAAGCAAGUGUCCACCUAUCAGGAAGUGAUUCGUGGAGAAGGGAUUUUACCUGAUGGUGGAGAAUACAAACCCCCUUCCGAUUCUUUGAAAAGCAGAGACUAUUACACGGAUUUCCUAAUUACACUGGCUGUGCCCUCGGCAGUAGCAUUGGUCCUUUUUCUAAUACUUGCUUAUAUCAUGUGCUGCCGACGGGAAGGAGUGGAAAAGAGAAACAUGCAAACACCAGACAUCCAACUGGUCCAUCAUAGUGCUAUUCAGAAAUCUACCAAAGAACUUCGUGACAUGUCCAAGAAUAGAGAGAUAGCAUGGCCCCUGUCAACACUUCCUGUGUUUCACCCUGUGACUGGGGAAAUCAUACCUCCUCUACACGCAGACAAUUAUGAGAGCACUAAUAUGCCACUGAUGCAAACACAGCAGAACUUGCCACAUCAGACUCAGAUUCCCCAACAGCAGACUACAGGUAAAUGGUAUCCCUGAAGAAAGAAAGCUAACCGAAGCAAUGAAUUUGUAAUCAGACAAUAUAGCACUUAUAUCUUAUUUUUUCUCUCUUCCAAUAAUGCAUGAGCUUUUCUGACAUAUGGUAUGCAUGUUGACAGUAUCAAGUAUAUACCAAAUAAUACAAUAUAACAUUCAUUUUACUAAUGUAUUUUUUUUGGUACUU